CAGGAAUACAUUUUCAAAUGUCUCACAUCCACUGUGCCCAAAAUCAACAAUGCAGCAGUUUUCAUGCUGAACAACGUUCGUAGCAACUCUCGACUUUUGACAGUGGUUAUCAUUUAGCCAGGGACAGUGCAGUGUGCGCGCAAAUCACGUCAUCUGAUUUUGACACGAUGAAAGUCAAGUCACCUUUUUACUGAACAACAUAUACAUAAUGUAGUAACAUAAUGUAUAUUUAAAAAAAAAACUUUCUAAAUGUUACUAACGACAAAGCUCGACAAAAUGACUGUAUUUCUCUUAUCUUUAUGGAUUUUAAAGGUGCGUUAUGUAAGAAUUUUAGUUGAAAACAUUAAAAAGUUAACUGAAAUCUUCAGCAGAAGGUCAAAGAAUAGCAGUUGUGAGGUUAUGACAUCUAUGUAUUGUCUUACAGAGAUAUCUGCUGAAGUUUGCAUGCCAACCAGUUAGCCCCAGUCUGUAAUGCUCCAUAGCUCCUGUGCUAGCGGUGUAAACACCAACAAUUCCCCUGAGCGCCAAGUCAGGACCGCUAGCUUCAUGGCUAACAGAGCUAACUAGCUUACAGCAGCUAUGGUUAGCAUGGGUUUGACAAGUGGUCAGAUCUUACAUACUGCACCUUUUAACUUGUGAAAAAACUGAUCAUGACUGACAGAGGUUAUGUUAUCAACUGAACUAUUUAAUGAAAUAUUUGUUUUUUUUUCACAUGGGGAGGGAGUGUUAUCAGAGAAUACAACCAGCAGAAAUGUUAGUUGUUGCCGUCUUCAAGUGUAUGAUGUUCAAUGAUAAAUAAAUGUCUCUGAAAACAAUUAUGUUGAACAUUGUUAUAUAUGUAUUGCAUGUAAUUUAUUUGCAACAACAUUUUGCAAUAAGAGAAUAAAUAUAAAAGACCUCUAAUAGCUCAUUAAAAAGGCAGAUAUGCAGUCAAAAUGAAGAUGAAGUUCACAAGCCAUGCAUCAAAUGCAAGUGAUAUUUAGUAAAAGUGUUUACUGUAUAGUCUGAACACAGAUUAAAUUCUGAGUUGUUUGUCAAGCAUGUUAUUCCACUUCAGUCACAGUAGUGACAUGCACUACUUUUGCAUGUAUGUAAAAAAAAAAAAAAAAAAGAUAGACUAUUUGAAUUUCCAUUUAUGCAAUAUGCUGUGGUUGUUUGGCCAUUUGAACAGAGUAAAUAGAACGCUGAGUUUUUUUCCUCACUGUACAAUUCUAAAACAAUAAAAUACAGAUUACACUUUAAUUCUUAAGUUACAAGGAUGAAAUACUACUUCUCUUCUCUUCUCUUCUCUUCUCUCUAUUGUAUUAAUGCCUGUUCUUGUCUGGUCUCCCUUAUUGAUUUUGGUACUAAUAGGCAGACAGUGGCUUCAGAGUAAUGUGGUUGUAGAGGAAGAUAAGUCUAUCUCAGGACCACAGUAGGAAGAUUGCUGACUUGCUGAGCACUAAUAAGGAAAUGCAGAGAUGGAGGCAAGAGGAACAACAUUUUGAUGUAAUUACAAUUAAACUGAUCUACAAACUACAUGCCAGAGCUGCUAAGCGAGAAACACUCUCUCUUUAUACCAGGAUACAAAUAAAACCCUAACUAUUAGACAGCAAAAUCAGACACUAUUCAGGCUAAGUGGUGAGUUAUAAGUGUAACUGACAUGUAGUGUCAUGUAAAUACAAGAAAGUUCCUAAAAACACAGGAAAGAGUCUGUGAUGGCAGCACCAUAGAGUAACAGCUCCACCCAGUGGAGAGCUGUGGUAACGACAGGAAAGUUCCUGAACACUCUGGAGCUCCUCCAGUUAGAAUAUAAAAGCUGGGACAGUCCCACUGCUGAGACACAAAGCAACACAGAGGAGAAGAGACACUUUAACAGAGAUUCAUCUCUCAACAAGACCAGUCGACACUCAACACUCAGUGAAGAUGCUGUGCUCUGGUGGACUCCAGUCUGCACUCAGUCCAUUGAUGGACUUGUACUGGCCUGUACGCAGUCUGUGGCCAGAGGUCAGACCUCUGCUCUACCAGCAGGAUCUACUGCAGAGAAACCUACAGGAGCUCCGCAGCAGCCUGGAGCUGAUGGACAAACUUCAACAGGACAUCCUGGAGGAGACGGAGCCUUUCCAAAGCGCUGUGGCCGUACAACCGCUCUCCUACCAGCUGGAGAAAGAGGGAGAGCGCUUUGGCCUGACCCUGGACACUCAAGGCUUUUCCCCAGAGGAGCUGUCUGUCAGGCAGGUGGGCAGGAAGCUGAGAGUCAGCGGGAAGACAGAGAAGAAGCAGGAGGACGAGGAAGGCUCCUACUCUUACAGAUGCCACCAGUUCAGGCGGGAGUUUGACCUGCCCCAAGGGCUGAACCCUGAAGACGUCACCUGCUACCUGGCUCCAGACGGGAAGCUCCACAUCCAGGCGGCCCAAGAUCCACGUGUGGAGGAGGCUGAGAGAGAGCUGACUGUCAAGAGGAGCUCGGAGGAGAACACACAGCAGAGUGUGUGUUCACACAGAGAAGACAGCAGCAGCAGCAGCAGCAGCACAGAGACAGACAACAGCACACAGGACAAACCUCAACACAUGGACUCAUCUGCAUGUUGUUAACAAGGAGUUUAAAUAGAAAUGUGUUAAAUGAUGAUCAGAUCUGUGCCUUUGUACUUGUAUGAUAAAUAAAUC
This is a messenger RNA of Acanthopagrus latus (yellowfin seabream), 2646 nucleotides long. RefSeq names its product heat shock protein 30-like. The record is from RefSeq and is a predicted model, not a curated record. The transcript has a single exon. Gene Ontology annotation, biological process: response to heat; protein refolding. Bases 1906 to 2574 code for a protein of 222 amino acids. NCBI's taxonomy places the organism in Eukaryota, Metazoa, Chordata, Actinopteri, Spariformes, Sparidae. Gene Ontology annotation, molecular function: protein folding chaperone.